Messenger RNA from Penicillium subrubescens, 651 nucleotides. RefSeq names its product peptide-methionine (R)-S-oxide reductase. Gene Ontology annotation, molecular function: peptide-methionine (R)-S-oxide reductase activity. The record is from RefSeq and is a predicted model, not a curated record. Gene Ontology annotation, biological process: response to oxidative stress; protein repair. The transcript has 2 exons. Lineage: Eukaryota; Fungi; Ascomycota; Eurotiomycetes; Eurotiales; Aspergillaceae. The coding region runs from base 1 to 651 and encodes 216 amino acids.
AUGAGAUCUCAAAUCAUUCGCACAGCCACUCCUCUUAGGCAUCGCAUCCUAGCCCAACCUACCCUUCCCUUCCGCUUAUAUACGACCUCAUCUCGACAAACCCCCCGCUUGACACCUGGCGCAAAGGCUCUCAGAGCUGCACCGACAAUCCCCUUCUUAGGCGCUCUAUUCAGCUCGAAAGCCAACAGUGAAGAAUCAUCUGAAAACAUGUCAUACCCCGAUCAGCGAAGCGAGGAUCAAUGGAGAGCUGUCUUGAGCCCUGAGCAGUUCCGUGUACUCCGUGAGAAGGGCACCGAGCGCCCUGGCACUGGAGAAUAUGAUUCCCAUUAUCCGUCUAAGGGCGUAUAUACCUGUGCUGGCUGCGACGCCCCGCUCUACACGGCCGACCACAAGUUCAAGUCCGGCUGUGGCUGGCCGGCCUAUUUCGACUCCAUCCCCGGAGCUGUGAAGCGACAUGUGGACAACACACUCGGCAUGAAGAGAACUGAGAUUGUCUGCAACAACUGCGGUGGCCAUCUUGGCCAUGUCUUUGAGGGCGAAGGGUUCCCAACCCCCACUGAUGAGAGACACUGCGUGAAUAGCGUUAGUCUGCGGUUUACUGAGGAUAUAGGUGCAGCAGCAAAGGGGUCAAAUGAGACGGCCAAGGCGUGA